This is a messenger RNA of Ostrea edulis (European flat oyster), 2662 nucleotides long. RefSeq lists its product as uncharacterized. The transcript has 3 exons. The record is from RefSeq and is a predicted model, not a curated record. Bases 1322 to 2233 code for a protein of 303 amino acids. Lineage: Eukaryota; Metazoa; Mollusca; Bivalvia; Ostreida; Ostreidae.
ACACGACAGAACAAAUUCUUAAGAUAAAAUGAUUUUUAGAGAAUACAAUCCAGUUAUUGAAAAUCUUGCUCAAAUUCGUAUUUCUUCUCCGAUCUACUGAACGCCAUGCAUUCAGAUGGAUGGGAGUAUUUGUUAACAUUCGAUUGGACUUACAGUAAAGAAUUGAUUUUAGAUAGAAAGAAAUUAUUGGUAUAUUGUCAGGGCAUACAAUACAUGAUGUAUCUUUGUCUAUUGCAAAGGUUCCUGUUUUUAUAAAACACCGGAAAUCAUGGUGGGAAUUUUUUUCAGAAAAAGCACGUUGUAUCCUUUGAUGCCCUGGGAAUACGGAUACGCUUUAUAGGUGUAUUAAAUCGUGCCACUCUGGUCCCUAGUAUUCAAUAGGGGAAAUGAUUAAACGCUGCCGUAGAGGUGAUUAUAUGGUUGAAAUAGCGGACGCGCAGUACAUACACGCACGGACGAUUGUUAACAUUAGGUAUUUUACGGCAAGAAUGGUCAGGAGAUAGCACAUAAUAAUGCAUCAAAUGACGUGAAAUAUUUUGUUUUUAAUGUUUUUUAGACCCCUUGAGAGAAAUAUGUAUAUCACGUGACCUAAUUGGAGACAAACUUCUAUCCAUAGGGGAGACAAUAGACGUGGCAAUGAAGAAACGCCAAUGAAUGCCGAGAUUUAUACCCAAUGCUUCCUCACCUCUGCUAUAAGCCUUUAGACGUGAAAAACAAACAUGCACUGGCGGAAUUGAUAGAAGAUCAGCGGUGAACAUUAGAUAUAUUAUCAAUAUUUUCAAAACAUGUUUUUUGAAAUAAUCAAAGCAUCGGUGUGACAAUUACGGGAUUGUCGGAGGAGAGUACUCGAACGCUUGUGAAAAUGUUAGUCUAGUGUGCUUCUCUGUCAAUGGACUUCCGAAUACACAACCAAGGCCAGAAAACAGCGGUCAGAAAGGACUGUUUGUAGAAAAGAUCUACUGUGCACAUAGAACCUGUGAGCAAAUAGACAGUCUAAAUUCUAACCAAUCUGGAAUGUUUCGCGUAAUAAGUAUGUAAAAUAAUAAUAUCCCUAUAGGGAUAAAAUCUACAAUCGAUGAUAUGGCGGAUUAGAGUGCUAUAUAACACAUGACAGCUGGAAUCCCCCCGAAUUGAUAACUUUGAAAGUCAAGAUUGUCCCCAUUGACUGUCAAAAGACUUGUAAGGCAAAAGGGCAUUGGUUCUGCUUUUAAAGAACACAUGUUUGUCCUGUUGAUAAACCAGAGACAUUAUUGGUUAUACAAACACUGAAAAAAAACCUAGAUAUUGACGACGUUGGAUUUGAGAGUCCAUCACAAUUGACAUGCCGUCCAAUGCAAUGUCUCGUACCAACACACAGCACUCUGAAUACGGAGCACUGGGCUCCACAAAAACUGGGCCACAGAUGUGGAAGUCCUCGAUGGAGUACCUCAGCAAGAAAAAACAGUUAAAGUCUGACAUCUUUCAUGCUGAGUACGAUCAGAAGCUUCUGAGAUUAAAAGCUAUUUUGAUGCUGGACAACCAAUCGGAGAGCGAAGCGAAAGCUAGUAAACUGAACAGAACGGAACAGACGGUGCUGGACACGGUCAAAUCUCAGGUCUGGAAGGAGAGUCUCAACUAUGAGAGGCAAUAUGGCCAAACUGUCCGUCAGUUCCGAGCACAUUCAGCGCGUGUUUUCCGGCCGUCUGUGUCUCAUCCUUUAAAUGGAAUCAACAGAUCCCCAACCUUCUCCGUGGAUUCGUUUCCAAAAGAGAAGUUACUGCGUCGUCGGAAGUCUCAAAACCGGGAUACUGCAACACCUAAUUCCUGCGUGACCUGUGGGAAAAUUCAAGGAGUUAUCAAAGCAUACGAAAAGGAAACAUCGUAUCAUAGUGAUUUCAAAAAGAGUCCAGAAAGAAACGAAUCCCGAGUUCACCAAACAGUAUGUCUGUUCAACGACAAGCAAAUGAAGACUUUUAUUCAGUGUUUGGAAACAGAAUAUUGCAAUGGAAUGCCAGAUGUGACGCAGAUGAUUCAGGAUUCCAAAUUUUACCUUCAGCCGUACCCUGGUGCCACAAGCGGCAGGGAAAGGCCAAGGUCAUAUCCAUUGGAGAUGAUUAGGUUACGCGACAGGGUAGCCACUUUCUGUAAAAAUCAGGAUAGAUUCAAUAAACUGCAUCCUAUACCGGGAUGUGUGAAAAACGAGACUGACAAAGCCAGGAUAGAUCAGGCUGUGUCUGUCAGAAAAAGACGAUAAGGACGCUAUACCAGCCAUUCUCGGGGGGGGAAAACGCGCCAUUUUCCACCCCAUGUUCCUUGGGUGAAUUUGGCACAUUGUGCAUUUUGAUUGGGCGAACAGCAUUUCAAACAUAUGGUUAUAUCCUCCACCAUGCGAUACGUUGGCCUUAUACAAGUGCUAUUUUUUUUUUUUUUUUUUUUGCAUCUUCAGCCAUACAACACGUGUACAUUGGCCCUCAUUUCAAGUGUUAUUUUCGUAUUUUUUCGCUAACAUUCUGGAUGCUGUUAUAGUCAUAACGUAUAAUGUUAGCGUAGGUAAGUUUUAAGAGGGCCAUUUUAUAUAACAUGAAUUUGUAUACAAUUGAGGUUAUGCUUUGUUUAUGUACUCGUGUGUAUUGUAGAUGUAUGGAAAAAAAACCCUCCUGAUUAAAACUAUUGCUAAAAUAGC